Messenger RNA from Cladophialophora bantiana CBS 173.52, 2802 nucleotides. RefSeq names its product leucine-tRNA ligase. The record is from RefSeq and is a predicted model, not a curated record. Gene Ontology annotation, molecular function: aminoacyl-tRNA deacylase activity; leucine-tRNA ligase activity; ATP binding. Gene Ontology annotation, biological process: leucyl-tRNA aminoacylation; mitochondrial translation. Gene Ontology annotation, cellular component: mitochondrion. NCBI's taxonomy places the organism in Eukaryota, Fungi, Ascomycota, Eurotiomycetes, Chaetothyriales, Herpotrichiellaceae. The coding region runs from base 1 to 2802 and encodes 933 amino acids. The transcript has 2 exons.
AUGCAGGGGAGGCUCUAUGCUCGCCAGUCGGUGAGGCUGCGCUUUGUCCGGACCCUGCAGACAACCACCAUUCGAGCUACCUCCCAAGUUCCUCGCCUGGACUUUCGUGCCAUCGAUGUUAAGUGGCAGCAGAGAUGGGCAAGCCAGCCGAAAGUUGUAGGACAGUCGAGUCCUCCGCGCAAAUCCUACGUCCUACCCAUGUUCGCCUAUCCGUCCGGAUCUCUUCACAUGGGGCAUCUUCGUGUCUACACCAUCUCGGACGUUAUUGCCCGUUAUCGACGAAUGCAAGGUUUCGAUGUGCUUCAUCCGACCGGCUGGGAUGCUUUUGGACUCCCGGCAGAGAAUGCCGCAAUCGAGCGCGGCAUUGAUCCGGCUGUUUGGACGGAAGAUAAUAUCGCAAAGAUGAAACGGCAGCUCAAGAGCAUGAAUACAAGUUUCAACUGGGAUGCUGAAAUAUCAACAUGUUCGCCGUCGUUCUACAAGCACACCCAAGACAUUUUCCUAAGGUUGUAUCACCGUGGAUUGGCAUAUCAAGCGGAAGCGCUGGUCAAUUAUGAUCCCGUCGAUAAAACAGUCCUCGCCAAUGAACAGGUUGACCACAAUGGACGCUCCUGGAGGUCCGGAGCCCCUGUGCAGCAGAUCAAACUACGCCAGUGGUUCUUCAAAAUCACAGAGUUCAAGGAGGACUUGCUACGAGACCUGCAUUAUCUGUCGGACGGAGGAAAGUGGCCUGAAAGAGUUGUAACCCAGCAGCGGAAUUGGAUCGGCCGCUCGACAGGCGCACGUAUUCAGUUUGGCUUAAAGGAUAACGCCGGAAACUCUUCUCACGUCCAUGUCUUCACUACCCGGCCUGAUACGCUGUUUGGGGUAAAAUAUGUUGCGUUGUCAAUGACACACCCUCUGGUGGUCCAGGCUGCCGCAAAGUCGCCUGAACUACAACUGUUUCUUGACAAGCGAGCUUCCUUCCCCCCCGACUCCAAGGAAGGCUUCGAACUGCCACUUGAAGCCUUCAACCCCCUUUCUCAGGUGGGAGACUCGAAUACUGAGCCAUUACCAGUAUUUGCCGCUCCCUAUGUGUUGGAGGACUACGGAGAAGGCGCAGUGAUGGGAGUCCCAGCCCACGACUCUCGCGAUCUGAGCUUCUGGAAAAUUCACAGGCCCUCAGAUCCUGUCCACAUUGCGAUAUCGCCAGAACCUGUGGGUAAUAGCGCUGGGCACAUGUACCUGGCUGAGGUGUCGGAGGCAUACACUGACGAUGGCUGGCUGACUUCUUUAUGUGGCCCUUAUGCGGGUCUUUCAAGCAGUGAGGCCAGAACAAAGAUUAUCUCUGACCUCAAGAAACACUGUCUCGCAGAAGCUGUCGAGUCCUGGAGGCUGCGUGACUGGCUGGUAAGCCGGCAAAGAUAUUGGGGUACACCAAUUCCUAUCAUACAUUGCUCAACCUGCGGACCAGUCCCUGUACCCAGAGAGGAUCUUCCCGUGGUAUUACCUCGACUCGACUCAUCUGUCAAGGGACAAACCGGUAAUCCACUAGACAAGAUUGAGGAAUGGGUCAAUUGCAAAUGUCCAGCCUGUAAAGGCCCGGCCAAGCGAGAAACGGAUACGAUGGAUACAUUCGUCGACUCUUCUUGGUAUUUCAUGCGUUUCGCAGACUCAAUGAACGAGGCGGAGCCCUUCUCACGACGAUCCGCAGCCGAUACGCUCCCCGUGGAUACGUAUGUCGGUGGUGUCGAACAUGCCAUUCUGCAUUUACUUUACGCACGUUUCAUCUACAAAUUUCUGUGCAAGGAAUGUCUUAUUUCCGACGGCAAUGGCCAUGCUGAGCCCUUCCAACAACUUAUAGCACAAGGGAUGGUUCAUGGGAAAACGUUCUCAGAUCCUGACAGCGGCCGGUUCUUGCUGCCUGGUGAGCUCGAUUUUGAUGGUGAAGUUGCCAGUAUCAAGGCAACCGGCAAGGCCCCAAAUGUCACUUGGGAAAAGAUGUCUAAGAGCAAGCAUAAUGGCGUCGACCCGUCCGUCGCGAUCGAAAAGUUUGGAGCGGAUGCUCUACGGGCCCACAUCCUUUUCGCCGCCCCAGUCAGCGAAGUUCUACAAUGGGACGAGGAAAAGAUUGUUGGGAUACAGAGAUGGUUUGGUCGGGUCAAUCGUAUCAUCUCUGAGGUGGAGGUGCAGGAGCGGACAGGUCGACAUGAUGUCUCACAGACCCGCAUUCCUGACUUGAACACCCUGAACACGAAUGACGCCGACGCCCUACUUUUGACGCAAAGCACCAGCAAAAGCAUCUCGCAGACAUUCUCCAGAGACAUUUAUAGCUUGAACACGGCAGUCUCUGACCUCAUCAAGCUGACAAACGGCUUAGAAGCGAUUGGAAUCAACAAUCUGACACCUUCGAUUGCACACGUUACCGUCACCGCGCUUCUGAAGAUGAUGGCGCCGAUCACACCAGCUUUCGCAGAGGAAUGCUGGGAAAGAGUGGUGCCUGACUCGGAACGGAGUAUCUUCGACGUACCGUGGACAGGCGAUGUCAUGACCUCUGAACAGGAGGUUGCAUUGCGAAGCCGCAAAACGAGCAUCACUUGCGCAGUGCAGAUAAAUGGAAAACUACGGUUCACAGCCCAAGUCCCCUCUCCUCCACCGGAAGGCAAGGCUGGAUACGACUCAGCAGCACGAGAGGCGGAGAUCAUCCGUGCUGUCCUUGAAACGGAAGAAGGGCGGGUAUGGUUGACGGAGAAGAACAGUUGGGAGAAAAGGAAAAGAGUAAUUAUUGUUGGCGGAGGGAAAGUGUUGAACGUUGUGUUCUGA